Messenger RNA from Alternaria rosae, 2426 nucleotides. RefSeq names its product CCR4-NOT transcription complex. Lineage: Eukaryota; Fungi; Ascomycota; Dothideomycetes; Pleosporales; Pleosporaceae. The transcript has 3 exons. The record is from RefSeq and is a predicted model, not a curated record. Gene Ontology annotation, biological process: regulation of DNA-templated transcription; nuclear-transcribed mRNA poly(A) tail shortening. Gene Ontology annotation, cellular component: CCR4-NOT core complex; nucleus; P-body. The coding region runs from base 230 to 2143 and encodes 637 amino acids.
GGCUAGUGGCCGCACUCUUGGCGAGGACGCUAGGCCAGCCCUGUGGCAUCGCGUUACCUAUGCGAUACCUCCGCCUCCGCAUUCAGCCCACGACAAACAUCCACGCCAUUCCGCCGUCGAACGCCCUCACUCGCGCGAUUCGACUGUCUGCCGGCCGCCGCCACCCCCAGCGACGCCCCCAUUGCCGUAACCACCGCGGAAGUCCUCACGACGAGGCUCGACCCUCGCCAUGGCCGCACGCAAGCUCCAGCAGGAGAUCGACAAAUGCUUCAAGAAAGUCGCCGAAGGCGUCGCGACCUUCGAGAACAUAUAUGAGAAGAUAAUGCAAACGGGCAACCCCUCGCAGAAGGAGAAGCUCGAGGACCAACUGAAGAAGGAGAUCAAGAAGCUGCAACGUUCGCGGGACCAGAUCAAGACAUGGGCCGCCAUGUCCGAGAUCAAAGACAAGAAGCCAUUGCUCGACCACCGGAAGCUCAUCGAGACACAAAUGGAGCGCUUCAAGGCCGUCGAAAAGGAGAUGAAGACGAAAGCAUACUCUAAGGAAGGCCUGCAAUUAGCGUCCAAAAUCGACCCCAAGGAUAAGGAGAAGAUGGAGAUGGUCGAGUUCCUGCAGCAGAUGAACGAGGAGCUGGAGCGCCAAAUAGAAACCAUCGAGACCGAGAUCGAGACAUUACAUGCCAACGUCAAGAAGACGAAGAAGGGCGACAAUUCCAAGGCAGAGCGAGUCGCAGAAUUGGAAGAGUCGGUCGAGCGAAAUAAGUGGCAUCAGUCCAAACUGGAUCUGCUGCAUCGAGCGCUGGAGAAUGGCAACGUGGAGACGGAACAGGUGAAGGAGAUCGAGGACAGCAUCAAGUACUACGUGGAGAGCAACCAGGAUCCCGAGUUCAUGGACGACGACACAAUAUACGACGACUUCAACCUGCAAGAGGAGGAGGCCAUCUUUGGCCUGGGCGAGAACCUGGACCAUGUGUCCUCGCACGAGUCGCAGUCGAUAGCAGACGAUACACCCGAGUCGGACGUGCGGCCGCCAGCACCCAAGCCAAAAGCAACAGAGGCAGUACAGCAGCAAGCACGACGGCCCUCGACACAGAUGAAGUCGCCAUUACCAGCACUAGCAACAUUGCACACGCCGUUACCUGGUGUCUCAAAUACCACGGCCAACGCGAUGAAGCCCGCGCCGAUACCGACAAGGACGCCGGGCGAGCCUUUGAAGUACGCCUCGGCCGCCGCUGCUGCAGCCGCGAGUGAUAAGAAUGGAGUGGGCAUUGCCCCUCUGCCACCACCACCGGGAGGUGCCGCAGCACAGUCAGGCCUCGUUCCUGGCGGCGCACGGGCAAGUGCAACGAGUUCUCCGGCAAUAACACAUUCGCAACCGGCCUCACGCGCGCAGCCAGCGCAGUCUGCACAAGCCUCGCCAGCUCCUGCGGCAAGCAUACCCGUCACGCCUGCAGUCGAGAAGGAGACACUUUCGCGGGCCGUUUCGUCUGAAGACGCCUCAAAGUCUAGCAGAAGAACACCAGCUCCUGAAACUGCAGAGGAGGAAGAGGAGGAGGAGGAGGAGGAGUCUUCGGCUGCCACUCCGCCGCUAACCAAUGGUGACUCUCAUGCAGAAGAGGAGGAAGAGGAAUCAGUGUAUCACCUGCCGUCGAGCCUACAAGACCUCCUGGAUACAUUUGAAGCGACCAAGAGUGACAUAUCCGCCUCUGCAUCAAAACCUCCAAAUGAGCACAUGCUAGCGGCAUCUAUGGCCACUGCACCGGACUCUGCGGAUACUGAGGCGCCGCGCCACUACCGACCCCAGAAUCCCUAUCCGUUUACGCCCGCGCAUUACCCGCAAGAGCCGUUGCCCAUCUUCGAUGAUCCUCGCUUGUACUCCCGCAUUGAGACCGACGCUCUCUUCUACGCCUUCUACUACCGCCAAGGCACGUACCAGCAAUACCUGGCAGCGAAGGCACUCAAGUCGCAGAGCUGGAGAUUUCACAAGCAGUAUCAAACAUGGUUCCAACGCCACGAAGAACCAAAAGCAAUCACAGAAGACUACGAGCAGGGGACGUACCGGUUCUUUGACUAUGAAAGCACAUGGAUGAACCGUAGGAAGGCCGACUUCCGAUUUGCCUAUAAGUUUUUGGAAGAUGAGCUAUGAGCAGUGGGUUGCUUUCUUCUUACCGACCCGCAUGCUCGGCCUGUGGUAAUUGAGUUCUGUAUUAAGAUUAAGUAUUAGGUAGUCCUGGAAUGGGUCCCCGUCAUGGGCAGACAUAUUUUGCUCUUCGGAUCUCGAUAACCUCCAUCAGGGUAUCUUCGGUGCGUAUUAAUGUCCGCCCGCAGGCACCCGACCGACCACGCGUGGUGUAAUUCACGGUGAGACAAUUAUGCAUGGAUCAAAUAGCACUUAUUGAGGCUCACCUGCCAAGCACAGGCCGUCUGCC